This is a messenger RNA of Cottoperca gobio, 2832 nucleotides long. RefSeq names its product myoneurin (gene mynn). The record is from RefSeq and is a predicted model, not a curated record. Lineage: Eukaryota; Metazoa; Chordata; Actinopteri; Perciformes; Bovichtidae. The coding region runs from base 230 to 2338 and encodes 702 amino acids. Gene Ontology annotation, cellular component: nucleus. The transcript has 11 exons. Gene Ontology annotation, molecular function: DNA-binding transcription factor activity, RNA polymerase II-specific; protein binding. Gene Ontology annotation, biological process: regulation of transcription by RNA polymerase II.
CUUUGUGGUAGACGACGUCUCGCGAGAACUCCCGACGUCACGGGGAUAAUGGCUGGAGAUCGCGGAUAUUAGAAGAAAAAGCUACAAUUUAAGAGAUAAGAGGAGAAGACUACUGAGAGGAACUCUGCCAUUGGAUUUUCACCAGUGUGACAGUUGAGAGGACAACAUGUCACAAAGAGAACGAUGAUAACAGCAGCUUUCACGUUGUCUGUGUCGUCCAGCAGCAGAGAUGGCUCAUGUCACCAACCAUGGGAAGCUGCUGUUGCAUCGCCUCCAUCAGCAGCGGGAGAUGGACUUUCUGUGUGAUAUAACCAUAAUGGUGAGAGACGUGGAGUUCAGAGCCCACCGCAACAUCCUGGCUGCGUUCAGCAAGUACUUCUCCGCGCAGGCUGAAAAGGGUCAAGAAAUCACGACCUUGGACCCUGAUAAGGUCAGCCGGUACGCUCUGGAGAAGCUUCUGGAGUUUAUCUACACCGGGCAGAUGAACCUCAGCAGUACCAGACAAGCAGCGGUGCGUAGAGCGGCGGUGUUCCUGGGGAUGUCUGAGGCCACAAAGUAUAUGGAGGAAACCCCCCACUGGUCCGAGCCGGGCGAAGCGGUCCAGUCAGAGGUGGAUAAAGAAGCUGCUUUCUCUCCUCCCAGUCCGACUUCUCCUAGAAGCGCCAGCUCUCCAGUCCCCCUGUCUAUCGUCUCCGUCUCAGGGGAACCUCAGGAGGAGGGGGUCGCUGUCAAAGAGCCGGGCGAAGACGUAGAUAUGGAAGAGGGAGAGAAAACGGAUGAAGAGUACAACCCCACUACGCCGAAGAGCGUUGGAAGAGGACCGGGAAGGAAGAGAGGAAGAAAGCCGAAGAGUUUUGGUGGCGAGCAGGUGGAGGCGAGCGGCUCGGCUGACGGCACACCCAAAACCCAGGAUUCUGACGGGAGUGUGAAGGAUUUUGGGGACAACUCUGAAGACUGGAGCCCCUCUCUGGAGGACGAGUCUCCGAGCAAGAAACCUCGCCUGAGCAGUGGAGAGGGGCGGAGAGGGCGGGGGAGGGGGAGAGGCAGGGGGCGAGGCAGGGGGCGAGGCAGGAGGAAGACCGUAAAGGAGGAGGAGGUGGAGGAAGAGGAGGAGGAGGAGGAAGAAGAAGAAGAGGAGAUAGGCGGGUUGGGGAUAGAUUAUGACUUGGACCUGGAGGAGGAGGGUGAGAUCGGAGAACAGGAUCCGUCCCAGAUGGACGAGCUGACGCUGGCGUGUCCCGAGUGCGACAAACUGUUUAAAGACGUGAGCAGCCUGCGCAGACACGAGAAGAUCCACAAGGGCCUGAAGCCCUUUGUCUGCAUCUUCUGCUCCAAAACCUUCAGACAAGCUACACAGCUGAAGACUCACCUGCGCAUACACACAGGCGAGAAGCCGUUUAAUUGCCCCGACUGUGACAAGUGUUUUGCUCAGAAGUGUCAGCUGGUCGCUCACCGCCGGAUGCACCACGGAGAGGAGAAGCCGUACACCUGCGAGCGCUGCGGCUUCAAGUUCGCCACCUCGUCCAACUACAAAAUCCACAUCAGACUGCACAGCGGGGAAAAACCGUACGUGUGUGACAUCUGCGGUCAGGCGUUCGCUCAGUCCAGCACGUUGACUUAUCACAAGCGCCGACACACCGGGGAGAAACCGUACCAGUGUGAUCUGUGCGGCAUGUCGUUCUCCGUCUCGUCGUCGCUCAUCGCUCACGCACGAAAACACACAGGUGAGACUCCGUACAAAUGUUCACAGCCGCAGUGUGAGUCCAGUUUUGUGACUUCGUCCGAACUGAAGAAGCACAUGAGGCGACUUCACCCGGAGGGGAACAACGGAGUGCAGUGUCUGCUGUGUGGAAAUCGGUUUGCCAGCGUGAAGAACAUGAUCAAACACCAGGAGAAGGCUCACGCUGAUGAAGUGCGGCAACACAAGGAGAGAGCCAGAGCAGUGGUCCUCCUGGCGUCCAGUCAUCCUGUGGCGUUUGUCCAGAGCAAACUCUCCCAGGAAAACAAAAGUAUGGCGUCCAUCCCCGAAGGCGGCGAGCCACCCAACCCCGAACCAACCACCCCCAAAGCCACAGCGCCAUCAGCAGCCGGCGCCACCGACGACUCUGCUACCGCCAUCGCCAUCCUGCAGGACUUCAAGGCAGAGCCCGCUCACCCCGCCAUCACCACCGCCGACCAGGUGACCUUCGAACCCGACCAGGAGCAGACCAUCAACUCAGACACCCUCCACGCUCUGGUGGAGCAGCUGCGGCCGCCGCCCUCCCCCGCCCAGAGCCUGGAGCAGAUCGUCAUCAUCAGGACGGUGGACAACCCUGAACACAACCCUCCGCAGCAGUGAGCCCCCCCCCCCCCCCCCUCGGGGGUCACUGGUGGAACAUUUUCACUUUUUAACUUACAAGCCAGUUCGGGUCAAAGUCAGCGCUCACAUUCAGCCUCGUGUCCCAUCGAGUAGUUUUAAUGGACUUCCAGUCUGCAAGGGAAAGAUGAUUGUUGUAUAACUUCACCACGUUCACAGCUGAGAUCAGGAAACACACACGUUGUAAACAAACUGUCCGUUAUGAACGUCCGGCAUCGACUUCCUCCCUCACUGUCGUCGUGUGCACAGUUCUUGUGCAUUAAAGGAUUAUUACCAACAUUUCAGGAGCGCUCACUUUCAGACCGAAACGAAGUGGUUUAAAUAAUCUGGAUGAACACUUUGUGUACAAACUGUCUAAUUGCUGAUGAUUACUUUGACUUAGUAUUACGUUAUUAUUACUCAUUAUUACUAAAUGAUGGUGAAACUAGAAAAAAAGACCUGAAUUGUAAGAAAACAAAGAUUAAUCCUUUAACUCA